Scedosporium apiospermum is the source of this 4122-nucleotide messenger RNA. RefSeq names its product putative phytochrome-like histidine kinase. Gene Ontology annotation, molecular function: phosphorelay sensor kinase activity; protein binding. Bases 1 to 4122 code for a protein of 1373 amino acids. Gene Ontology annotation, biological process: phosphorelay signal transduction system; detection of visible light; regulation of DNA-templated transcription. The transcript is spliced from 3 exons. The record is from RefSeq and is a predicted model, not a curated record. Lineage: Eukaryota; Fungi; Ascomycota; Sordariomycetes; Microascales; Microascaceae.
AUGGCCGACCAUACAACAGAAGCAUUUCCGAGACCACAAUUCCACCGCGAGGCCUCAUUCCGGCAGCUGGAACAGCUGCCAGCUCGCGGGGGUGCAGACUCCGUACCACCUGCGAGCCCUGCUGGCGAUAUGCGCAUGCUCCGGCGUCCAUCCCGGUGUAUGAGCACGAGUUCAGAUUACUUCUCUUCCGAUACUCAGGAUAGGAUUUUCCCAAUUGCUUCUGUAGUGAGGGUAGAUUCUAGGGCUAGCCUCAGGAGCCUUGGACAAAACGUCUCAGAUGAGAACCAGCCAUCUCCUUCUCCCUUUCAGCGCCGGUUCUCGUACGCCUCCUCGACAUCGACAUCCCAAAACCCCCCGGGUACUCUGGAUACCACUUCUCACAAUCCCAAAUCCACUCCCAUCUCAAAUCCUGCUACCUCCAGCCUUGCCAGCUCUUCCCACGAUGUUCCUCUCGGCAGUACGCCUGCGACCUCCUGGGCGACCAAUUCGGCGGCCGAUACCAGCACUGGAUCGCAAUCGCCUUCUGCUGCUUCCCUUCCGAUACACAUCCAAGUGCCCGGAACCACAGUUUCUUCCAAGAUGAUCGAUAUAUCGAAACCAUUCUCGUCGCCUACGCUUGAGGGCCGCGAAUAUGAUGGAUUUCCUAUGACGAAUCUUUUUGAUCACAUCGUUACCGACAGUGGCCAUGCCAUCAGGACCGGACGCGAGAAGGGGUUACUCCGUUGUGAGGAUGAGCCUAUCCAAGCUCCCGGUGCCGUCCAAGCCUUCGGUGUCCUUGUCGCUUUCAAAGAAGAGGAAGAAGGUCGCCUCGUAGUGCGCCUAGUGAGUGAGAACUCGGAGCGCUUAAUGGGUUACAGUCCACAACAACUUUUCCAGCUCGAAAAUUUCCUGGAUAUCUUCAGCGAAGACCAACAGGAGAGUCUUCUUGCUCAUGUUGAAUUUGUUCGCGACGAAUCUACCGACCUCACACUCAGCGGACCCGAGAUUUUCACUAUUUGGGUAAAGCACCCCGGGGGCAACUCUGUGAAGUUUUGGUGUGCGAUCCAUAUGAACCCCACCGAACCUGACCUUGUCAUCUGCGAAUUCGAGAGAGAAAAUGACCCCGAUUACCCUCUUCGCCCUGCCGAUAUUACCCCACCUCCAGAACCCCGGAAUAUGCUCUUCAACGAAUAUACCCUGGAGGAGCUGAAAGAGAGCACCGAGGUGUUGAGUAAGCCUCUUCGUCUUCCUCAGCGGCUUCGUGCUGGCCGUGGCGACUCCUGUGGCCUCCAAGUCUUCGAUCUCAUGACGCAAAUUCAGGACCAAUUAGCAGACGCGACGAACUUGAAGACGUUUCUCAAAGUCCUUGUAGGUGUUGUCAAGGAGCUCACUGGCUAUCACCGCGUGGUAGUAUAUCAGUUUGAUGCCUCACAAAACGGCAAAGUUGUAGCCGAGCUCGUCGAUCCAGCCCAUACGACUGACCUCUUCUACGGAUUACACUUCCCCGCGACAGAUAUUCCAAAGCAAGCGCGUGAGCUCUACAAGAUUAGCAAAACUCGUCUCAUUUAUGACCGCGAUUUAGAAGCCGCACGGCUAGUCGGCCGUACCGUCGACGACCUCAAGGUUCCCUUGGACAUGACGUAUUGUUACCUCAGAGCCAUGUCGCCCAUCCACCUAAAAUACCUCGCCAACAUGUCCGUCCGCGCAUCCAUGUCUAUAUCGCUCAAGGUGUUUGGCGACCUAUGGGGUCUCAUCUCCUGCCAUUGGUUUGGGAAUCACGGCAUGCGAAAUCCCUUUCCCAUAAGGAAAAUGUGCAGGCUUAUCAGCAAUAUCGCCUCGAGGAACAUUGAGCGGCUGUCUUACGCUUCUUCUCUACAAGCCCAAAAGCUUAUAAAUACGCACCUGGUCGGCCGGAAUCCUUCUGGUUAUAUCGCAGCUUCGUCGGAGGAUCUCUUGCAGCUAUUUGACGCCGACUUUGGAGUGGUAUCAAUUCUCGGGGAGACACAGGCGCUUGGGAAGAUCUCACAGUCUCAGGAAGCGCUCGCUCUGUUGGAAUACUUGCGUAUGCGCAAGUUCUCGGACGUUAUCACCUCAGAUGAUAUCGUGAGGGACUUCCAGGAUCUACAUUACACUCCGGGUUUCUCGGUAAUUUCUGGGCUCUUGUAUGUGCCCUUGAGCGAUGACGGCGACGGAUUUAUUGUCCUCUUCAGGAGAGGAGAAGCACAGGAAGUCAAGUGGGGCGGAAACCCCUUUGAGAAGGGUGUUGGGGCGGAUGGUGCACCAGGGCUAGAGCCGCGAUCGAGCUUCAAGCUAUGGCGUGAGACUGUACUCGGGAGAAGCCGAGAGUGGACGAGCGAUCAACUGGAGUUGGCGCGUGUGCUCUGUGUUGUCUAUGGCAAGUUCAUACAAGUAUGGCGACAGCAGGAAGCCACAUUGCAGAGCAACCGACUUACCAAGCUGCUCCUGGCGAAUUCCGCUCAUCAAGUCCGAACACCGUUGAAUGCUAUAAUCAACUAUCUCGAAAUAGCCCUCGAAGGUACCCUUGACAAAGAAACGAGAGACAACCUAGCGCAGUCUCAUUCGGCUUCAAAGUCCCUCGUCUAUGUGAUCAACGAUUUGCUGGACCUGACCAAGGCCGAAGAGGGCCAAGUUUUGGCAAAGGAGGAGAUUUUUGACCUUCAUGAGUGCAUCCGCCUUGCGAUUGAUUCGUUCGCGAUCGAUGCGAAGAGAAAGAAGCUUGAAUUCUUUGUUGAAGAGGACCCAUCCUUACCCCGGCAGGUGUACGGAGACAAAUCGCAGUUGAGACAGGCCGUAUCGAACCUCAUCGCAAACGCUAUUCAAUAUACUGAUUCUGGAUUCGUACGGGUCGAGUCAUACGUCUCUGAGUCGCGCGAUGGACGAGUGCGUAUCGAGAUCGCCGUGCGGGAUUCUGGCGUGGGAAUGUGCUCCGAGGAAAUAGACGGCUUGUUCCACGACCUCGAGCAGGUCAACAACGAAAGGACCGCGAAGAAAGGCUCUGGGAAGGAGGAUGCGGAUACCAAGACUCACAAAUUGGGCCUAGGUUUGGCGGUAGUUGGCCGUAUCGUCCGAAACAUGAACGGUCAGCUCCGUGUGCGGUCGACAGCUGGCCAAGGGUCAUGUUUCGUGUUGCAGUUACCGUUCGACACACCCAAAGAGGAAGAUGAUGGUGACGGCCUUAGCGGAAGGAUGGUGGACACCAUUAAUAAUCUUACAGCCUUGGCGAUUCAACCAGGGGAACAAAAACCGAAUGAUCUGGCGCCCGUGUCGAGAAGAACUCCGAGUUAUGUGGAUGUGGGCGAGGAAAUGACUCUCGUUGGAAGAGACCGAAGGCCGUCGUUGCCCUAUAUCAAGGGGGGUCCCGAGGUCACCUCAGGCAACAACCGAAAGCAUGGAGAGGCCGAGUCCGGAGACCAACUCCUGUUAAGCGCAAGCGAUGACGGGUACAGUGGUGGAUUUGUUAUGCCUGCGCCGCCACCCAUGGACGGCGCCCUGCAAGGACCUGAACCUCCCUGGCGAAAGGCGGAACAGACGCGUAGAAAAAAUUCGGACGGGGAAGUCGAAGCUGCGCCAUCACGGGCGUCGAGCCAUACCAUGUCGUCUUUGGGUAUGGGCGCUACCGGGUGCAGUCUCCAGGUUCUCAUCGCGGAGGAUGACCCUAUCAAUAUAAAGGUACUUCAAAAACGUCUCGAGAAGGCAGGCCACCAGAUUUACCAUGCUGUGAAUGGCGAGGAUUGCGCAGCAGUGUAUCGUUCAGGCUCUCAAGGAUUUGACGUCAUCUUGAUGGACAUGCAGAUGCCCAUCAUGGAUGGUAUGACGAGCACAAGGACGAUACGGCACUGGGAGGGGAAGCCAGAAUACAUGGGACUCUCACAAUUAGCCAGCCGCAAUGGGCAGAUCCCAAUCUUUGCCGUCUCGGCAUCUCUAGUGGAGGAAGAGAGGACGACGUAUAUGGAAGCCGGCUUCGACGGGUGGAUUCCAAAACCUAUCAACUUUGAGCGGCUACAGAUGCUCCUUUCUGGGAUAGCUGAUGAGGAGGCCCGGAGAAGUUGCCUGUACGCACCGGGGCACUGGGAAGGCGGUGGUUGGUUCCGGCCGACGCCGGGCUGGGAGGAAGGGUGUUGA